AGAAAAGCUUUGGGGCUUAUCCUUGUAGCGCUUAUCCCUCGUUGCCAGAGUAGCGCGUGUAGAUCGAUCUCGAGAGAAAAUGCUAUCAGUUCGUGUCUCCCCCGCCACAUCCGCCGCGCUCGUCAAUCCGGCGCCAGCGGCAGCUCCAGAGAAUGCGAGGAACAGGCUCUUCGCCGGAAUGUCAAGCGGCAAUAGGCGCUCGAUCAAGCUCCAGGCCUCCAAGGGAGCGCCGCCGAAGGAGAUGGACAGCGGAUCUCUCACAGGUGUGGUGUUUGAGCCCUUCGCGGAGGUGAAGCACCAGCUCACGCAAGUCCCAGAGACGAGCUCGGUCUCAUUCGCGAGGCAGAGAUUUGCUCCAAGGUGCGAGGCUGCUAUCAAUGACCAGAUCAAUGUGGAGUACAACGUUUCUUAUGUCUACCACGCGAUGUUUGGCUAUUUCGAUCGAGACAACGUUGGGCUCCCCGGCAUGGCCAGGUAUUUCAAGGAGGCAAGCGAGGAGGAACGAGGACACGCCGAAAAGUUCAUGAAGUAUCAGAACCUCCGCGGUGGAAAGGUUGUGCUUCACUCGAUUCUCGGCCCCAGCAUAACAGAAUUUGAUCACGCAGAGAAGGGUGACGCCCUUUACGCGAUGGAAUUGGCUCUAGCUCUGGAGAAGCUGACAAACGACAAGCUGCUGGCACUACACAAGGUCGCAGUAGAUCACGACGACGUACAGAUGCAAGACUUCAUUGAGUCGGAGUUUCUGGGAGAGCAGGUGGAAUCGAUCAAAAAAAUCUCAGUGUAUGUGAGCCAGUUGAGACGUAUCGGCAAAGGCCACGCUGUGUAUCAUUUCGAUCGGAGCCUCCACGAUGGAGAAAAUUAAGAGCUAUAGCUAAAAUUUUUAAGGAUGAAAGUUCCUUUGUUUUUGUACAGGGGAUUUGUUUAGCUAUAAAAGACAAUGCUAUGUUGAAUGACA
This is a messenger RNA of Selaginella moellendorffii, 955 nucleotides long. RefSeq names its product ferritin-2, chloroplastic. Gene Ontology annotation, cellular component: cytoplasm. Bases 80 to 862 code for a protein of 260 amino acids. The transcript is spliced from 8 exons. Gene Ontology annotation, biological process: iron ion transport; intracellular iron ion homeostasis. NCBI's taxonomy places the organism in Eukaryota, Viridiplantae, Streptophyta, Lycopodiopsida, Selaginellales, Selaginellaceae. Gene Ontology annotation, molecular function: ferric iron binding; ferrous iron binding. The record is from RefSeq and is a predicted model, not a curated record.